GCUGCUGGCUGAAAAGUUUGGCUUCGUGAGAUUUUCUUAAAAUUUCAAAUUUGGCAUUAUUUAUAAUUCGUUAAAUUUUAAACUAACUUUGAAAAUUAAUGGGAUCCUAAGGGGCGGGGGCAAAGGCAGUAGUUAUUACUCGUUAAGAAUCUGAUUUUUCCCGAUUAUUGUGUUCCUUGGUACAGUGCCAACAAAGUCUGGUAUGAAAACUAGUUAUUACGAACGAUUCUAAACCACAUUCAUCAUCUGAAGGAAAGAAGAUGAUAACAACGAGAGAAAUUUUGGACCUGGAUUUACCGAAUUAUAACUUCAAUUGAGUUUAAAAUUAACUUGGAUGAGUUCUCCUGACGAGCAAGAUUUUCCUGGACAUCUUUGCCAUCAAGCAGCCUUGUGGGACAAUGAGGAACUAUUGCUUGAUCUCUUAAAUGGAGAACUAAUUUCCCAUAUCAAUUCGCUCGAUUCUUGGGGGCGCACAGCUCUACAUGCCGCCGCAACCACAGAUAACUCAAAAUGUCUCAACAUUCUUCUUAAAGCUGGAGCGGACCCCAAUAUUGCAAGCGGUGCCCAAGAUAAUUUCAAGACCCCAUUGCAUACAGCGGCAGAACAUGGGUACUUUUCGAAUGUUCGACUCCUCAUUCAAGCAGGAGCAAAUCCAGAGAAAUGCGAAGGUCAAGGAUACACUGCAAUUGAUCUUGCAGAGCGUGGUGGUCACACCUCGACAUUCGAAUAUCUUAAAAAGGCUGAACUUACUAAGGAAGAAGCGCGAGAAAACUUGCAUUCGAGUAUCAGAAAUUCGGUUAGCGUGGGUGAUGUAGAAACUGUAAAAUCGUUGCUGAAGGAAGUUGGAAAAGUGGGGGCUGAAUCAAUUGUGAAUUUUACACCGAAUGGAACCAACAGUUUACUCUUCAAAGCAUGUGAAAUUGGAAAUAAAGAACUUGUACGAAUGUUACUCGAUGCUGGUGCUGACGGUCGUAUUCAUCCCGUUACAAAAUAUUCACCACUGUAUAUUUCCUGUUAUCAUGGACAUAAGGAAAUGGUGUCAAUGUUGCUUAAGAAGUUUCCCCAUCUUGUCCAAGUCCCUACCGUCGAAAAAUGGCUUCCUCUUCAUGCAUGCUGCAUAAAUGGUCAUGCUAAUAUUUUGGAGCUGCUGCUCAAGUUUGAUUACCCUGAAGACAUUCUCAUCACGUUGCGUCAUUUUUCUGGAGAUUGGGAGUAUGAAAUGCCAUUUGAUAUUAAUAUGAAGGACGUUUCCGGGCAAAACGCACUGUACAUUGCAUGCCAAAUGGGCAACCAAAGGUUGAUUGACACCCUACUGAAGCACAGAGUUGAAGUCCGCAAGCUUGGGGAAAAACGACGCGCAACUAUCCAACCUAGUGAAUCUGAACAAAACUUUGCAGAUCUGACUAAAAAUACUAGUCCAAACAAACGACGGGUUUCAGAAAGCAUACAGGGAAUUAUUAGCAAAUUAUCAUUAGCUACGAAUCAAAAUUUAAUUUCUUUGAAGAGGUCAGAAAACCUUCUAUGUCCCAUCGACGUGAACGCGUACUGCGAAGAUUAUCAAACUCCCUUGCACGUUGUCGUAAAGCAGAGGAAUCACGCCAUUGCAACCAUGUUGCUGAAUGCAAAAGCUGACCCGAAUUUACCAAUCUUGCCAUCUCCUAACAACUCCGCCGGGACAGGGACGAUAAAUCGUAGCAAGAAUCCAGCUGACCAACGCUGCAUUAAACGGAAAGAUGAAGCGUCGACAGCCUUGUUAGAAGCCUGUUUACAUCGUGAUCUUGGAAUGAUUGAACUUUUACUAAAAUACGGAUCACGGGAUGACGACUGCAAAGCAAUUGCUGUCAUAUCUCACGAUGAUAUUAUCGUUGGGAAAAUAUUAGCCUUAAAGUCUCAUCUCGACUCGGAAAACAAAAUAAAUUCAUCGUACAUCAACGACUAUAUCCUUCUUAAUUUAAAGAAAGUUUCUGCUCUUACCUCGUCGGUAUUUCCAACUUGUGCUGUUAAUAUCAACUGGCACAAUCAAAAACUGGAUCGUGUGUGUGAGCAAUGGUUGAUCAACGCUUCCAUUCGAAUCAACCCAAGACUCCGUUUAUGUCCAAGAAAUCAAAAUUUAGGAUUACAAGCCAUAACACGGCUGGAUCUAUCGUCAAAUGUUUUAAAAUCUUUGCCUCGAAUUGUUUGGUGCCUUUGCAGUCUCAAACAUUUAAAUCUAAGCCACAACAAGAUUGAAUCAAUUGAUCUUACAUCGGGAACAAUUGUGUCACCCAGUUUGGAGGAAAUUUUACUGAAUGAAAAUGAGUUAGAAGUCCUACCAGAAGAACUGUUUACUCAUUUUCCUGUCCUCAAUUCCCUAAACGUGUCAAAUAAUAAUUUACAAACGAUUCCAUCAACUGUCUGGUCAGCUCCAAAACUCCAAGACUUGAAUUUAUCUCUAAACCUAUUAACCGAUUUGCCUGCUCUGUCUUCUGGAAUGGAAUUUUCGGUUUUUGACUCGCUACCUUACCAGUCACUCGUUUCCAGUCCGGAGCCAAAGAGUCCCGAUUUUAUAGUAGUGGAUUUUCAGAAAACUCGGGACCGACUUAUCCGGAACUCUACGUCAUCAUCAGUAUCAUCAUCAGACAAUGCAUUACAAGAUUCUCAAUCCACGACAAUCGCGCAUCAUGCAUUAUGGAGAGAAAAUGUUAGCAUUGUUAAGGAUCAAGAACUCGCACAAAAAUCUUCAGCAAUUGAAUCUAGUCCUCUUCUGAAUUUAAAUCUAGCUCACAACUCUUUUCACAAAAUUCCAAAAGUGUUGGCUUGUCUCGCCCCGAAUUUACAGCGAUUAAAUGUUUCAUACAACAAUCUCAAAUUUAUGGGUCAUGUUGGGGAAUAUCCGACAGACCUUAAACAGUUGGACCUUUCACAUAACCAAAUUGAGAGAUGGUUCUACUCUCCAGACAACAAGGCUACCCUCAAACUAUUCUGUUAUGGAUGCACCGUUGACGAGGUAAACGUUGCAGAAGAUCGCUGCAUUCAUAAACGACAUGUUCGAAUGGAUCACCUGAAGACGCUACUUCUGAGUGGAAAUCUGCUCACCAAUAUCAUGGUUCACAAUAAUAAUAAUGAAGAUAGUUUGGCACUAGACGACACAACUACUUCAACCACUUCUACUAGCACUAGUAGUGGUGCUGUUGAGUCUAUUGGGAAAAAGUCUGCAAACAAAAACCUUUGGUUCCCAAGCAUUACUAUGAUUGACCUUUCUGAUAACAAAUUGAACGAAGUUACCCCCAAAGUUGCUGAACUGACUAGUCUAUCCGUUCUAAAUCUGAGUGGAAACUGUGAUAUAAAUGAUCUUCCACCAGAAAUGGGAUUAUUGAGCAGAAUGUGGAAUCUCAACAUUACUGGAUGCAAUUUGCAAGAGCCACUAAAGUCAAUGAUUGAAUCAAAACGAUGCAAAACAAUGGAUAUAAUCGGCUAUCUAAAAUCCGUUUUGGAGGAUGCAAAACCAUAUUCCAGAAUGAAACUGAUGGUAGUUGGAAUACAAGGUAUCGGGAAGACGACACUUUUACACCAACUUAGACAAGAAGGAAGUCAAAGGCACGCGAGUCAAGACCACUGGGCACGAAGAAUGGGUGCAGCUAACAAAAUGGCACUUCAGAAAUCAGGAAAACCAAUUUCGACCGUUGGUGUGGACAUUGGAUCCUGGGUUCUAGAGCGAAAAGGACCUAAAAGCAGCAAUUUUGGGCCGGUUCAAUUUCGCACGUGGGACUUUGGGGGUCAGCGUGAAUACUAUGCUACUCAUGUCUACUUUUUGUCAAGACGAAGUCUAUACCUUGUCGUAUGGAAUAUUUGUGACGGAGAGAAAGGCUUGAAUGAGAUAGUUCAAUGGCUCGUCAAUAUCCAGGCACGGGCUCCUAAUUCUCCAGUCAUUAUUGUUGGAACCCACUUUGAUCUCGUUUCCGAAAAGUUUCCUCCAGGAUAUCUUGACUAUCUUCAACAGAAGAUUAAGGAUCGUUUCAUAUUUGUUACGGAUCCUGAAAAACGUGGACUUCCCAAAGUUUUGUGUUCCGUAGAGAUCUCAUGUAAAACACGUCACAACAUUCGUCACCUUUCUAACCUCAUUUACGAAGCAGUAUUUAAUAUCAAAACCUCAACUGGUCGAAGGCUCCUGGAGCAAAAAAUUCCUUCAAAAUACAUUCAUUUAGAGGAGAUCAUAGCGUAUCUUGCGACUGAACGAAAAACGAACAAACUUGAUCCAGUAUUAAACGAACAAGAAUUUAAAAUACAAGUUUCUGACUGGCUAGACAAAGGGUUUGGACUCACAUUCCGCGAUGACGCAGAAAUAAUACAAGCAUGCUCUUUUCUUCAUGAAAAUGGAGUUUUACUUCACUACGAAGAUAGUACUCUGAGAGAUUUAUACUUUCUUGACCCACAAUGGCUCUGUGACAUGCUGGCGCAUGUGGUCACAGUUCGCGAAAUAAAUCCUUUUGCUAAAAAUGGAGUCAUGAAAGUUGACGAUUUACUACAUCUUUUUAAAGGCCAAUCUAGAGAGACUCGAGACUACAUUAUGUCACUUCUCAGCAAGUUUGAGCUUGCAGUUCCAUUCGACAAUGUCAGACUUCUUAUCCCUUCACUUCUUCCCUCAUUUGAACAAAUGAAAAUAGGACAAGACGAAGUACGAGUUCGAGUCCCUAUGAGGUCUAGAGGAUGGGCUCUAAAGAAUAAAGCUAAUCGAAUGAGUCGUCAUAUUUCUAAUGAUAACAUUCAAGGAUCAUCUCCAACAACAAGUCCACUUCGCUCCCAAUCAGGAUAUGAUCUUGCCAAUGAGUUGGAUGACACUUCAAAAUUCACCACAAUUGAAAAGGGAGACAUGCCACCGAUCAAUCGGUUUUUGCUGCUAUCUUUUUUCCCUUCAGGAUUCUGGCCCAGAUUGAUUAGCAGAAUUCUCUCAGACGAUCGAAUCGUUGAAAUUAUUAGAAACUAUUUUAAUCCCCAUCAUUCUUCUGACAUCACUCCAGAAGUUGUUAAAGUAUUAGAUGAAAAGGCAGAAUGGUGUUGUUGGCAGACAGGAAUGGAAUUAAAAUAUGGUGACUUACUAGUCAUGAGAAUUAAAGAAGUCACUGGAGAGAAACCCUUCACUUUUAUGCUCCGCAGAGACGAUGGUGCUUUAUGUGAGUCUGAUGUGUGUGACGAAACCAACGCCAAUCUUCCCUUCAUCAAAGAAGACUCAAAUUCUGAACAAGUUUGGGAUGCUGUAGAUUUAUCUGAAACUGGGCUUCUUGAAAUUCACAUUCCUGCUCGCCGGAUAAUGGUCAAAAUUCCAGUUGAAAAAGUGUCCCCGCAGCGAGGUGGAAAAGCAGAUAAUCCAUUCAGAUUGAUAAAGUUGGAACCCUGCGUCGAAAGCAUUGUGAAAUUAUUGGCUCUAACCGUUGAUCAUGUUGAUACAUUGCUUGAGGAUUGGUACCCUUCAAUUGGCACACGAUUUGUCCAUACAUCUGAAGGAAAAUAUUUGAUAACUAGACUGAUUCCUUGUCCACACUGCUUUCCAAUUGAACGAGUUGAACGUCAAGACCCAAAUACAGAUACCAAUGUAGCCUCAACAUCUCAUCACGAGAAUAAUGAGCGAACAUGGCCCUAUUACUCUUCUCCUGGGACUCAUCGACCUGACGUUUUUAAAAUAUUUGGAUUUGGAAUUGGAAACAGAAGUCCCAGAAUGUCAAGCGAUUCCGGAGUUGGAAAUAGUCCGACCAAUACUCGAGUUUCUUCAGUUGAUUCAAACAUUGACGUCAAAGAGAGUAAGGAACCAGAGGAAACACUGCCAGGCGGAAUAUUACUAAAAACAGGAAACAGAGUGGAAGGAAUCACGAGAGAAACUUCCGGUCUCAACUACUUUCUCCGUGGAUCAUCAGGAACCGCAGCCAAACAAGUAGCCAUGUAUUCUUGGAGUGUCGAAUAUUGCAUCCUUCACGGACAAAAAUCUUUUGAAACUGACGCUAUCAAUGUUGAUGAAAGUUCCGAACCUGCUGAUGCUGAUAGUAGUGACAAAUCACAGAUUCAAACUUUUGGAGUGAAAUGUCCCAAGCAUGGCGAUGUUCUGCUAAAGGAUAUUGCUCCAGAUAUUUUGUUCCUGGAUUUGAAUUCUCGAUAUUUGUUGAAGCAUGCCGACAUUCAAAGAGGAAAACUGCUUGGUCGUGGGGCAUUCGGAUUUGUUUUUGGUGGAACGUUGACUCAAAAAUAUGACUCUAAACUAAUGGACGUUGCAAUCAAGACCUUCCAACCAAUUGACCCCGGAACGGAAAACAGCGAGGCUGAAGUUGCCUAUAAACUUGCAAGAAAUAAAUGGUUUCGAGCACCAGCACAGUCGUCCUGUCGAGCUUAUAUCGCAGCAAGAGGAGAAGUUCGAGUACUGUAUUGGGUCUCACAUCCAAACGUUGUUCCAUUCAUUGGUUUAUGUCAAUCGCCGUUGUCUAUCCUUAUGCCACGCGCUCCACGUGGAGCUCUAGACGUUGUUCUCUCUGAUUAUAGAAGAUCUGGAGACAAAGUAAAAGAGGAAACAGCCCAAGUUACAAUUAUUCAGAUUGGGAAAGCGUUGGAAUACUUACACAGUCAUAGAAUAAUUUAUCGAGAUCUUAAAUCAGAGAACAUUUUGGUUUGGACAUUUCCUCAGCCAUUUUCUAAACUAGAUGACAUUACGAGUGUAGACGUAAAAGUAGCCGAUUAUGGAAUCAGUAGAGCGUCAUUUCCAACAGGAAGUAAGGGGUUUGGAGGGACGGAAGGUUUCAUGGCCCCAGAAAUUAUUAGAUAUAACGGCGAAGAAGAAUAUACCGAAAAAGUUGACAUAUUCUCUUUUGGUAUGCUAUUGUACGAGUUAAUCAGUUUAAGGCAACCAUUUGAUGGCUGUGAAAACGUAAAGGAAAGUAUCUUGGAGGGAAUGCGUCCCUCGUUGUCACAAAGGGACUGCGAAUUGUAUCCUCUUUAUCUGCUGGAUUUAAUGGUUGUGUGUUGGUCACAUGCAUCGAAAGAUCGACCAACGGCGACGCAAAUCGUUAUGAUAGCUUCUGCCCCAGAAUUUACUAUCAUCCGCGAUGUCGUAUCGCUUGGCUCAGUUACCAACGUCGUGGCUGCCUUAGGGUUGCAGUAUGGUGAAGAUCGAGAGAUUUGGGCGAGUUGUUCAACAGGAGGGAUUUAUUGCUUAAAAGUCAAAACCACCAGCAGCGUGGAUAGUUGUCAUUUGUUUGAAUUUAUUUCUGGCGUAGUAACGGCCAUGUGCCCUGUAGAUGAUUGUGUGUGGAUGGGGGAUACCAUGGGAAAGAUUAGUGUAUUUAAGAUCAGUGACUACAGCAAACAUUUGGAAUCUGACUACGAAUCUCUAGUCGGAUAUGUUGGGGCUGUAGUAUCGGUACAAUUUCUUUGUUCCGUGGUUGGAGUUGCCUUUUCUAGUGGGAGAUUAUUUUUAUGUGAUAAAACUACUGCGCAUCCUUUUACUGAGUUGGGAAAAACUCCGGUCAUACAUUGCUUAAGUUGCAGAACUGUUGAAGAUGGGUUGAUGGAGCUUUGGACUGGAGAGAAAGCUGGACAGAUGACCGUGUACAGCAUUAAAGAACGUUCGGUGUCAUCGCAAGAAAUCAUUAAUCAUUACGAGUCAAAAAUGGAUGCCGUAGAAGUAUUGCUAGUUGAAGGUCAUGUCAAUCAAGAACUUUUGUUUUCAUACGUCUAUCCUGGGAGCGUAGUUUACGGCUGGGAUUGCAACAGGAGAGAGAUGAUUUCAAGAUUAGACGUAGGAAAACUUUUACCUGUUAAAGAAUCCAUGGAGGAAGAAUUGAAUCAUAAACCACUUCAAGUCACGGUAUUGAGGGCAUCUCUUAACGAGGUAUACGUUGGAACAAAUCGUGGCUUUGUUUUCUUAGCAGACAUAAAACGACUUCGUCCUAUAACAUUCUUCCGACCAUUUGAACAAGAUGUGCGAUCAUUUUGGAUAUUUAAAAAUACUGCUAAAUUUAGUGGAAGUGUAGGAAAUCUUUCCGAGCAAAAAGACAUUGUGGAACAUACGGCUUUUGACAAAAUUCAUUCCAGCGCAAGCAGCUCAAAUAUAAGUAAUUCGACUACUGAUGGGAAAACUGGGGGUGGGGGUGGCGGCGAUGAGCCAGGUGAUAUACGAGGAAUUUCUCCAACCCCCAGUUCUUCUCAUGACACGGCAGCCAAUACCCAAAUUGUGAUUGGAAUUGGAAAAGGAUUUUCUAAUUUGAUUGAAAAAAGUGUUGGCGUGCAAUUUCCUGAACAGAGACAAAGGCGCAAGGCAUUUGCUAUGUUGUGGCAUAUGUCAGAUAUUUCACUUUAAUUAUUAUAACAGCGUGUUGUACUCUUAUGAAAUUACUCUUAUUUUUUGUACCUGAACAUUAGCAUUGAUAGUAUAGUAAUAGUAAUAAUAUUAUUAUAUGACGUAUUAUUUUGAAUUUUAAAUCUAAGGGUAUAAUGUGACGGAUUGUAUGAAAGUGAAUUAGUUUUUCUAUAUAAUAUGUAUUUAUGUUGUUGACGUUCACGUAUUGUUACCAAUUCAUUAUACCACAUGUAAUACUUACAUAGUCAUUAAAUUUGUCAUAACUGGUGCUUAAGCUUCCUUAGUUUUAGUUUUUAUUGUAAUUCAGGUCAGUAGUAUACUGUUUCAUCCCGUUAUAUGUUUCGGUUUCGCAAUAAAGUUCGCACAACACACUGGAUAAAAA
Molecule: messenger RNA, 8699 nt
Organism: Folsomia candida
Lineage: Eukaryota; Metazoa; Arthropoda; Collembola; Entomobryomorpha; Isotomidae
Gene: Lrrk
Product: leucine-rich repeat serine/threonine-protein kinase 1
Exons: 31
Coding region: 335-8317 (2660 amino acids)
Biological process (GO): protein phosphorylation
Molecular function (GO): protein kinase activity; protein binding; ATP binding
Source: RefSeq, a predicted model, not a curated record